AUGGCUGAACGAGUAAUAAAACCAUUAGAUGUAAUGAUGAUGACGUAAAACACUGAUAUAGUCAUAGGGUAAAACAUGAAAUUUAACCUCCUGACUUUAGGGGUAUGUAAUAAAAUAAUCAAAAGCAAUACACAUAAGAUGACUAAUGCACAAGCAAACACUCUUUAGUUAGAAAUAUGCUUGACUGACUGGUUCAUCUCUUCAGUUAGACAUCAUGAACAAUUUCAUGCGAAAAAUAUUGUCUUGUAACACAUCCUUAAAACACUUCUCAUACUCUUUCAUUUAUUAGAGGAAGAUGAAAAGAAUGACUAAAUUUGA
Paramecium tetraurelia is the source of this 318-nucleotide messenger RNA. RefSeq lists its product as uncharacterized. NCBI's taxonomy places the organism in Eukaryota, Ciliophora, Oligohymenophorea, Peniculida, Parameciidae. The transcript has a single exon. The record is from RefSeq and is a predicted model, not a curated record.